UGUUUGUGGCAAAGGUUUAAUAAAUUUUCAUUUCGAUAUGAAUGAAGUCAAGUAGUUUCGCCAUUGUUUAGCGGCACAGCUGUGUUGUGGGUUGUUUAGCGCGAAGAGGGGUAGUAUCCCUCGGUAAAAAAAAAUAAUGCAGGACCAACAAAAGAAAGUUCAUUACUGCCCACACGAAGGCUGUAAUGCUACAUUUAGCAGACCUUACAGAGUUACAGAUCAUUUGUAUGCUGCUCACACCAAUGUGAGAGCUUAUGCCUGUCAGGAAGCAGGCUGUUCGAAAUCAUAUUCCAAUAAAAGUCAUCUCAUUAGACACAUUAAUACUGUACAUAAACAUAUUCAGAGUGAUGUUUUAUACAGCUGCCCUUUAUGCUUGAAAACAUUUGUGAAUCGACAAAAUUUAAAAAGACAUGUGAAGGUCCAACACACCCUCAAAAAUUAUUUUAUUUGUGAUAUUUGCAAAAUAAGCUUCAAAAAGAAAAACCAGCUGAGGGCGCAUAUGUACCAACACACUGGCAUAAAAUCAUUUAUUUGCGAGAUAUGUCCAAACAAAGGUUUUGUAACACUUUAUGAUAAGAAAAGGCAUAUGAGAUGUCAUAAAACAUAUAACUGUGUUGAAUGCCAGUUGCAGUUUAAUGUUUGGUCUGAAUACCAAAAACAUAGAAAAAUUGUACAUGAAGUUGCAGAAUACAUUUGUAAUGAAUGUAGCAGGAGCUUUAAACAGAGAAGUCAUAUAGUACGUCAUGUCAAAAUACACAGUCAGAUACUAUUGAGUAAAUUGUACAAAUGUCCGUAUGAAAACUGCCCAAGACUUUAUACCAGAAAUAGUAAUCUCAAGCAACAUAUUUUGAUAAAACACGUGACUAUGACACAUGAAUGUGUUAUUUGUAAGGCUCACUUGUCAUCUAAGGCUUGUUUGAAAAUACACUUGAAGAGACACGAAAACCCUUCGAAAGGACCAAAGAUCGCAAAAACUAAAGCUACAGGUCGAAAGGAGAGGAAAGACAAAGGGAUACCCAGAUCAAUAACAGCUCUAAAACUAGCUGGAUGUGAAGUCAUCAUUGAAGAAGCAGAUGAAGAAUUUAUCACCCCUGAAUGAAUAAUAUGAAUGAACUGGGAUGUUAAUUCUACAUCCCUGCCGCCUGAUAGGGUAAAGAUAACCUUUUUGUCUGUUAAUCCUAGACGUCUCGUUUACACGAUAGUAACAAUAACAAUGGUUAAAAAUCCCAUCGUUUUGUUUGUUAAUACAAAGCGGAGAGAAGACAAACAUGCCGUUUUAU
This is a messenger RNA of Diatraea saccharalis (sugarcane borer), 1280 nucleotides long. NCBI's taxonomy places the organism in Eukaryota, Metazoa, Arthropoda, Insecta, Lepidoptera, Crambidae. The record is from the annotation of a GenBank genome assembly.